Suillus subalutaceus is the source of this 1308-nucleotide messenger RNA. RefSeq names its product AP-2 complex subunit mu. The transcript has 7 exons. Gene Ontology annotation, molecular function: clathrin-cargo adaptor activity. NCBI's taxonomy places the organism in Eukaryota, Fungi, Basidiomycota, Agaricomycetes, Boletales, Suillaceae. The record is from RefSeq and is a predicted model, not a curated record. Gene Ontology annotation, biological process: intracellular protein transport; vesicle-mediated transport. Gene Ontology annotation, cellular component: clathrin adaptor complex; clathrin-coated vesicle. The coding region runs from base 1 to 1308 and encodes 435 amino acids.
AUGGCCAGCUUGAUCGCGAUUCUCGACUUGAAGGGGAAGCCUCUAAUACAGCGCUCGUACAAGGACGAUGUGCCGUCGUCGUAUAUCGAGCGCUUCUUACCGCUUGUAUUAGACAUCGAAGAAGAGGGACAGCAAGUAACGCCAUGCUUCUCAAGUCAAGGUAUCAAUUACAUGCACAUUCGACACUCCAAUCUCUACAUAUUGGCUUUAUCGAAGCGCAACUCAAAUGCGGCUGAGAUCAUCAUAUUCCUCCAUCGAUUGACUCAAGUCUUGAUUGAAUACUUCAAGGAGCUCGAGGAGGAGUCUAUCAGAGACAACUUCGUCAUUAUAUAUGAGCUGAUGGAUGAAAUGAUGGACUUUGGGUUCCCGCAGACGACAGAGAGCAAGAUAUUACAAGAGUACAUCACCCAGGAGUCGCACAAGCUUGAGAUCCAAGCACGGCCUCCUAUGGCUGUCACGAAUGCUGUUUCAUGGAGAACAGAGGGUAUAAGGUAUAGGAAGAAUGAAGUGUUCCUGGACGUUAUUGAGAGCGUGAACCUCUUGGUCAAUUCGAACGGCAACGUGGUCCGGUCUGAAAUAUUAGGUGCCGUCAAAAUGAAGUGUUACCUGUCUGGUAUGCCUGAACUGCGACUCGGGCUGAACGACAAGGUCAUGUUUGAAAGCACUGGUAGAACUGCUCGGGGCAAAGCUAUCGAAAUGGAGGACGUCAAGUUCCACCAGUGCGUCCGGCUCUCCAGGUUCGAAAAUGACCGCACAAUAUCGUUCAUACCUCCAGACGGCGAGUUCGAACUCAUGUCUUACCGACUGUCGACGCCCGUUAAACCUCUUAUUUGGGUGGAAGCUGCCGUAGAAAGCCACAAAGGGAGCCGCGUGGAAUAUAUGGUAAAAUGCAAAGCGCAAUUCAAGCGCAGAAGUUCUGCGAAUAAUGUUGAGAUCUAUGUUCCUGUCCCGGAUGAUGCAGAUAGCCCGAAAUUCAGAGCAUCUACAGGCAGUGUGCAGUAUGCUCCUGAUAAGUCUGCAUUCGUCUGGAAGAUCAAGCAGCUCGGAGGUGGCCGGGAAUAUCUAAUGCGUGCUCAUUUCGGUCUUCCGAGCGUUAAAAGCGAACAAGACAUGGAGAAGCGUGCACCCAUCAGUGUGAAGUUUCGAGAUCCCCUAUUUCACGGUGUCUGGUAUCCAAGUUCGCUAUCUGAAGAUUGUAGAAAAGAGCGGAUAUCAAGCCCUGCCUUGGGUCAGGUAUAUAACCCAGAACUGGCGAUGAUUAUAGGUGAGGAGCAUCCAUUUGGCUCUACUUGUGUGAUGUUGACUUGA